GUUUGCAAACCUUAAAAAGUGGCUUAAAGUCAGCUGGGGGAAAAAAAUUCAGAUAUACGUUGGAAUUGGAGAUACGUCCCCAGAAAAUGUCCUUUUCAAACACUCACCUUCGGGUCCCUCGAGGUUUCAGUUCCGUCUUAGAGGGUCUGGCCCGAGAGGUCCUYCGAGACCAGCCUGAGGACAUCCCUGCAUAUGCUGUGCGAUAUUUCGACGCUCUUUUGAAACAAAGAGAAGAAAGUGGUGUGGACCCUGCUGAGUGGGCUGCCAAGCUGGAAGAUAGAUACAACUAUGACUUUCAGAAUACGGGGACUAGUCCUGAUAAGGAAACAGCAUCAGAGAAAACCAUUUCCAAAGCAAAACUAUACGAGUCCCAAACUGAAGAUGAAUCAAGUCCCUCAGAAGAAGCCUCCUCUCUUUCAAUUACACAACCCUGUGUCUCUGAAAAACCUGAUUCACCUGAAGGCACGGAUGAAGAAGAAAUAAAUAUGGCGAAGAAACUCUCCAUUUCAGGUCAAAAAGAACUCUCGGGAAAUAAAUUGGUUGCAGAUAUUCAGUCAGAUGAAGAAAACACUGCAGACUUGGAAGAAGAUCCAACAAAAAACACACCUGAUGAAGUUGACAGGUCAGAUCCUGAAAGGGAUGACAACCAAAAUGUACCUCAAUUUGACUCAGAUCCCAAUAUUUUAUUGUCACUCAGAGAAAUGUCAAAUGUAGAUGUGACCCCUCAUGAGUUAGACCUGCCUAGUGACGAAGAAGGUGAUCAACAAGAAAGUGAAACUGUAGAUGUGGAGAUUAUAGAUUCAAACAAAGAACAAAACAUGGAAACUGGUAAACCGGUUGAGUUCCGUCCAUUAUCUGGACUAGCUGAUGUGAACAUUUGUGCCACAGAUCUCGAAGGAACACAGGAAACAACCGAGGGAGGCACUGUUCAGGAAAGUACAUAUGUUGUUGAAGGUGACAAAAGUACAACCCCCCAGCUAGAAGAAAAUGUUGAAUUAUCACAGUCAGAAUUGGAGUUUACUCAAAGCAGCCAACAAGAAGAAAAGGAUCAGGCACAGAAAAACCCAGAGGAGGAUCAAACAGAGGCUAAAGCGUCUUAUGAGAAAUCUAAUGAAGGAUUYUCACUUUCUGAGAAUGAUUCUGAUGACAGUGUUAUACCAAAAACUUCUAUGGUUGAGAAUAGCUUUGAAGAUGUUCCAGAAGCUCAGGGCAUUGAUGAAGUCGAGGAGGAAAAACUUCUGGAAGAUGCUACAGUGGAGAUCUUACAGAAUAACAAAUUAGAAACACAACAAAAAGAAGAGUCCAUGGAGCUUACUGCACCUUUGGCAGAUUAUAAUAUAUCUGAUUCAGAAGAUCAGCUUAAAUUUGAAACAGCAAAAGACAAAACGGAGGGCAAUACAGACGAGGAGGAAAUCCAUGCAGCGUGUCCUACAAUGAAGGAAAUGGUGGAUGCAAACGCCUCAAAUCUAAAGGAUAGUGAUGAUGAUGAAAUGGGUGUUAAAGGCAUCAUCUCAUCYGAUCAGCCCACCACAGAGGCAGAAGAUGAAAUUCAAGAACACGAAACAGAUCAUGAAGAUGCUGAGGAAAUAUUUGAGGGGAUAUUGUCCCAAAAUCAAGAACCUAAAAAAACGCAACCAUCGAAAGACCCUGAUUUUGAACAAGAUGAGAUGGCAGACACAAGUGGUGAAGAUGAAGAGAAGGGUUACGCAGAGAUGGGCGAUCGUGAAAACAUUGAUGGCAGCAUGGAAGAAGUUUCAUCACAUGCAACCAAGUCUAACACAUCAAUCAGUAGAAGAGAGACAGAAACCUUUGACCAAGGUUUACCUCUGGAAAACAAGCAAAGCCCCAUAACUGUUGGGAAAUCACAACCAGAGAACAUUUCAGAAGAAACACAGAUUGCAUCAAAGGAAGAAGAGGAAUAUAUGGAGGAAAUGACAGAUUCUUAUGUACAACGAAAUAGCAAAGAAAUGGAGAACGAGGAGAACAUCAUUCUUGCUCAUAGUUCAGACUGGGCAGCUGCUGACUUUGAAGAGGAAGACAGCCCAGAUGAGUCUGAAGAGAACCCUUCUGCAUCUGAUGACAAGGUUGACAAGGAGGAGUGCAGCCGGCCCCAGGAGGAGGAGGACAUCAUGGACAUCCCACUGGAUGACCCCGAGGCUAACAGGGCUGCUGCCAAGAUCCAGGCGGGCUUCCGUGGCCACAUGACCCGUAAGAAGAUGAAGCCAGAGGACAAAACCGAAGGGGAGGAGGUGAGCAGCACUGGGGAUGUGCUCAGCAGCAGCCAGGGGGGCUCAGAGACAGGAAGAUCGAGGGCAGUAGAGAGAGACYACACAUCUGUGCCGGAACAGUGACGCCCCUGUCCUGACCUGGAUGGAAAGGAGGAGGAGGAGGAGGAGGAAGAGAAGGAGAGUUUAAGGUAGUGCGAGAAGUUUGGCUUKAGCUGGUUGAGCUGGCUUUCGGGCACACCUUCUUAAUCCCACACACCCCACACCCCAACCUGAAGUCAUUUUCUUUCUUUUCUUUUUUACACAAGUUAGCUGUAGAAAAUGAACAGUUUCGAGGGUGUGUUAUGUGAAAUUUGUGAACUUUAACACUCCCUCUCUGCUUCUUCAGCAGCCUCAUCAGUGCGGAUYUCUUUGACCCAGAAUUUGCAACUCGCUGCAUGUACUUGUGAAACUUCUGGUACUGUGCUAGUUUUUAGACGAUGAUCUGUGAAUGUGAAAAUGAAUGUCCUCUAAAUGCUAAACAGGGCUUCUUUUGAAUGGAUCAGCGCAUAUACUCUGUGUGCACACCUUGUUAUGCAUCACUUUGAUCAAUUAGUCAAUUAGUGCUUUAUAUUUGUUAUUUGAUGUGCUUGUAUCUUGACAACUAUUUGACUUGCCUACAAAAACAAUUAAAACUUACAAAUCACCAAAAGA
Messenger RNA from Austrofundulus limnaeus, 2918 nucleotides. It is a transcript of the gene nrgnb, whose product is annotated as neurogranin (protein kinase C substrate, RC3) b. Gene Ontology annotation, molecular function: calmodulin binding. The record is from RefSeq and is a predicted model, not a curated record. The coding region runs from base 87 to 2351 and encodes 754 amino acids. NCBI's taxonomy places the organism in Eukaryota, Metazoa, Chordata, Actinopteri, Cyprinodontiformes, Rivulidae. The transcript has 7 exons.